GCCAAGCCGAGAAAUUGGAUCUUUUGCCCCACUUUACUUCUCCAUUGCCCCGAAAGGCUAAGCCACCAUGAAGCAUCUCCAUCUCGUAGGCCUCCUCCUGCUCUCCUGCACUUGUCCCCUACUAUGCGCCGCCCAGCGUGAAGCUGCGGCACUUGUGCGUUGGAAGGCUAGCUUGGAUGGUGCCGCUGAUCGGUCCCUGGGGCCAUGGUCGAUGGCCAACUCCACAAGGCUUUGCAGGUGGAGGUACAUCACCUGCGACUCGGCCGGCCACCUCACAGAGCUCAACCUCGGCGGUGCAACGCUGAAUGGUACACUCGACGAGCUCAACUUCUCCGCCUUUCCCCACAUGGAGGAACUCACCCUGUCCCGGAAUGAUCUGUACGGUACAAUUCCAGCAGGGAUUGGCAACCUGACGAGCUUGGUCGUGCUGCGGAUCCUCGACAACCCGUCUUUGAGGGGCGCCAUUCCUCGGACCAUUGGCCAGCUGAAGCAUCUUGCUGUGCUGGAACUGGAUUGUUUGGGGCUUGGUGGCUCACUACCUGAAGAGAUUGGUAACUUGACGAGUUUGGAGAAUCUCAAUCUCAACUUGGUUGUUUUGACUGGAUCAAUCCCGCCUACAAUUGGGAUGCUCGUGAAGCUCCGUGUGCUGGACCUGGAAAAUAAUAAUCUGACAGGGAGCAUCCCGAUGGAGAUCGGAAACAUGACGGAGGUGCAGUACAUGCACUUUCAAGAUAACUAUUUGGAAGGGGACCUACCAGGUACCAUCUCUCAUUUGAUAAAUCUCCGGGAACUGGAUGUUUCAGGAAAUCAGCUUGGAGGCCACAUCCUCCUGGAGUUUAGGAAUAGCAGCCUCCUGAAUAUGGUUGACAUUGCAAAGAACAACUUCUCCGGGAUGUUCCCGCCAUCCGUCUGCAUUGGAGGAGCACUGAGAUUUCUCGAUGCUAGAUACAAUGGAUUUACCGGCAUUCGCCAUCAGACCUUUCAAAACUGCACAACCCUGCAGUAUGUUGACUUCACGGCAAACAACAUUGUUGCAGAGCUAAGGGAAUGUUUUAGCGAUCAUCCAAAAUGGCUUAGCACCGUGGCUUUCAGUCAGAACCAACUGUACGGCACGCUUCUGACAGAUCAGGGUGAGGAUUUACUUUGUAACUUAACUAGUUUAAGCCUCCUAGACCUAUCAAGCAAUGCCUUGCAUGGAGAUCUUCCCAAGUGUUUCUGGGACUUGCCAAAUUUGGGAUUAGUGGAUCUGUCCAGCAACUCUUUCAGUGGUGUAGUUCCAUUCUCAAGGACAUGUCAAGAGAAUCUCAACUAUCUGCUCCUAGCCAAUAACCAUUUUAGAGGUACCUUUCCUCUGAGUCUUAAGAAAUGCAUAAACCUCGUUGCUCUGGAUCUUGGAGGCAAUAGUUUCUCUGGUACAAUACCUUCUUGGGCAAGCAUGAGUUUGCCUAAACUCAACUUUCUUCGACUGUCAUCAAACAUGUUCGGUGGCAUUAUACCUCAAGAGAUCUUACAAUUUCGCUUGCUCCGGGUAUUGGACUUGUCAAGAAACAAGCUCACAGGAUCUGUUCCAGACGAUUUCACGAAUUUAACUGCCAUGGCACAAGAACAGGAAAGCCCUGGCAUUAUAUAUGCUGACCCCGACUUUUUUGGAAAGCGAAUUCAUAUAGUUUGGAAGAAUGUAAACUAUGCUUACAGUCUGCAGAUAAGCGCCGUGGCAGGUUGUAUUCCCGAAGACAUUGGCAAUCUGGUACUGCUGGAGUCCUUGGACCUUUCUGGGAACCAACUCUCAGGGGAAAUUCCGCCAAGCUUGUCAGCUUUGAAGAGCAUCAGCGUGCUGAACUUCUCGAGCAAUGGUCUGUCAGGGAGGAUACCUACAGGCAGUCAGCUGCAGGUACUCGACGAUCCGUCGAUAUACAGUAAUAAUCCUGGGCUAUGCGGAUUUCCGUUGGAAGACUGCAUAAACUCCUCGACACCGGCACAAAGUGAAACAAGCCUGGAUGAAGAUAGAGAGGCGUUGUGGGUGUAUUGCUUUGUGGCUGCUGGGUUCAUCUUUGGGUUCUGGCUGUAUUGGGCAUCUUCUUUUUUCGCGGCAAGACCUGGAGGUGUGCAUUCUACCAGCAUGUGGACAACAUGCAAUCCAAGGUAACCAAGAAAGUAUACAGCCGCAUUUCGCGCUUUGGUGCUGAAGUAAAGGUGUGUGUGUGUGUGUGUGUGUGUGUGUGUGUGUGUGUGUGUGUGAUAUUUCCCUUCCUUGGUUUGUAGAAGAACUGCAGUGAGCAAGUUGUGUGUAUCUGCUGGUGCUUUGACAUGUACUCUUACAAGUCUGUUUAAGUAUGUGCUGCUGGAGCCAUGAGAAACCAGGUGAGGAAAGCAUCUUUCCGCUCUGUAAUAAGGAAUCUGUAAGUUGGCGUUGGGUGUCUUGUCUUCUUGGCCCUCGCCCAAGUAUUCGUUUUGUCACAUCAAGUACUAAUCAAACAAAUUUGUUAUCACCAGCUUGAAAAAUCUUAAGUCUGUACAUAUAUGCACUGCUGAUUUGACAAUGAUAUUUAUUUGCACAUUUCUGGACUGGUAUUUCCAUUAUCUUGUACCAGUCAUCUUGUCAUAAUUUCGUUGAACUGGAGGAAAAUCUCGCAAAUCUCGGAACAAAUAAGAAGUAGACGAACAAAAAUGCAAUUGGUACGAAGGUCUAUCGACAAUUAAUUGACAGCAAACGACCGAUCGAUCAGCAGCAGCGUGUGAACAAGCGGCAAAGAGGAGCGCGGUGACGGACGUGCGCCAUAUGGUGAAACAGAAAUGGACAGCUCCUGAUGGCCGUACUGAUCCGAAGAAAUGAUUUGAGGUACUGCCUUGGUUUCCUGGGAAAGCAG
Aegilops tauschii subsp. strangulata is the source of this 2867-nucleotide messenger RNA. The record is from RefSeq and is a predicted model, not a curated record. Lineage: Eukaryota; Viridiplantae; Streptophyta; Magnoliopsida; Poales; Poaceae.